This is a messenger RNA of Carassius auratus (goldfish), 7621 nucleotides long. RefSeq names its product transcription factor HIVEP3-like. The record is from RefSeq and is a predicted model, not a curated record. NCBI's taxonomy places the organism in Eukaryota, Metazoa, Chordata, Actinopteri, Cypriniformes, Cyprinidae. Gene Ontology annotation, biological process: regulation of transcription by RNA polymerase II. Gene Ontology annotation, molecular function: RNA polymerase II cis-regulatory region sequence-specific DNA binding; DNA-binding transcription factor activity, RNA polymerase II-specific. The coding region runs from base 938 to 6616 and encodes 1892 amino acids. Gene Ontology annotation, cellular component: nucleus. The transcript is spliced from 7 exons.
AAUGUCUCUCUCAGUGUCUAUGAUGAUCAUGGCCCUGUAAUCUACUUGACCAACUGACAAAGCCAGAAUACAUAAUUGGUUAUCACAGCAAUAACACUCCUGGUUGUCCUUGUGCAUGGAGGAGAAGCUUGUUAUUCACUCACUGUAACCAUGUUCAUUCACACACCCUUUUCCUCUACCUCAUUCCCGCCAUGUGUCUCCAUGUCUCUCUCACACCCUCUCGCUUUCUUACUCCUUGUCUUUCUCACUUUUACUCUCGCCCUCGCGUUUCUCUGUCUUUCUCCCCUCUUCACCCUCCUCCCCCUCCGUCACUUCACAGAAGUACACCCACUCAAACACAAACAUUCAUAUCCGCUGUGUCGUUUGGUGGCUUUCAUUCAUGCUUUAGCAGUGUGAGGUGGCAGAACUCCUCAGGUAAUGGACGGCACUGCCAUCUAUCCAACCGUGCGAUCUGUUCACUUUGAAGAAUGAAUGCUAAUUGGAAUUAUUAGAUAUGAGGGGAUCAGCUUUCAGAGGCCAGUAAAGUGACAAGCUGAAGAUGGGAGACAAAUAAUUAUUAUAGAAUUAUUCAAUGUCAGCAGAGAAAGUGCCUCAAAAGCAUCUUGAGACAAUCUUUGUCAAGCCCCAUUGCCAGGCAUCAGCCCAAAAGACACACAAAGAUGAAUUUCAAGGCUAUAUGUGAACAGGAGAGGCAACAUUUAGCACACAACCAGUACUCAAAUUUAUGGCGGCUGCAUACUGACACUGUUUAAUUAUGCCUUUGUUGGUUAAGACACCAUCCAGUAUCUUACAUUAAUUAUGCCAUAAGACAAUUAGCCCCCUAAAGUGAGUGUAAAGACUUUUUCCUGUCAGAAGAGGAUUGAUUCAAUGAUGUUUAUCGGAUUGGUAUUCAAAGAAUCAUUCUCAAUGCAUACUUAAGGCCUCCUCCCAACAUCUUAUGGAGGCGGAGGAAAAGCAGUCAGCUGAUGGGAAGCAGUCUGGUGGACAGCAGCAGCCAUCAGAGUCUUUUUUAGCUGCAAAGCUGCCUCAGUUACAGCAACAAUCUACCUCGCAAUCUGUCCAAGGAUCACAUGGCCACAGGCAGCCUAAACACUUUAAAAUGCUCCAAAGGCAGAAGCAGCAGCAACAGUCACAGGUGGGUGAGUCAUCUUGGCAGCUUACAGAAGUACCCGGUCCUUCAAGAGGCAGCUGUUCAGAUCCAUCUCCCCGAAUUCAUAAUGUUAAGCAAACUCAAUCUCUGCCCAGUGUAGAAGCACAGGAAGGCACACCAUGUAGACGCGAACGUAAGCCCCAAAAACCAGGGAAAUAUGUGUGCACAUACUGUGGCCGUCCUUGUGCAAAGCCUAGCGUCCUCCAAAAACAUAUCCGAUCCCACACUGGAGAGAGACCAUAUCCAUGUGUCCCAUGUGGCUUCUCCUUCAAGACCAAAAGCAACUUGUACAAACACCGCAAAUCCCAUGCGCAUCGAAUAAAAGCAGGGAUGGCUUCAAGUCGUGAAGAGACCAGUUUUAUUGGGCCGGAAGGUGGAGCUUUGGGAGAUGAACAAGAAGAAGGUACGGAAGGAGAGAGUACAGGUUCUGAGGAUGAGACAGGGCAACACCAACCAUCUACCUCACAGGGCAGGCCAACUCUGAAAAAAAGUAGUAAAGUGGAAUUGUCAUUUGUAGAGGAGGGUCCCCAAACUGAGGACUCACAGGCAGUCAGGCAAAGGUUAGCAAUGAGGCUAAGUGAGAGGAAGCGAGCUCCCAGAGCAUCUUCAGAUGAAACCCGAUCCUCACUGGGUCCUGGCAGUAAGGGGAGCACAGAAUCUGGCUAUUUUUCCAGUUCUGGGAGUGCUGAGCACUCCCAAGUGAGCCCACCAAAUGCCAGUGCUAAGACAUAUGCUGAAAUAAUUCUAGGAAAGUACGGACGCAUAGGACAACAACAAAGAAUUUCACAUCAACAACUGCAAUUAUCAUCAUCUUCAGGUCAACAGGAAAAAUCUGUCUCUUUCACUGUACCUAAGACACAAGUAAUUGAGCAUAUAACUAAGCUAAUUACUAUAAAUGAAGCAGUGGUGGAUACAAGUGAAAUUGAUAGUGUCAAACCAAGACGUUCCUCACUCUCUAGAAGAAGUAGCAUUGAGUCUGUAAAGUUCUCUUCACCCAAAGAACCCUGUGUUUUUGAACCAAAAGUGGAUGCACCAGGCUCUUGCGUCUCUGCUGUUCAACUUGUUCCUGGUGGUUUUGCAAGUGAAUUACCUGGCUCAUACCUGGCUGAAACAGAAACAUUGGCUGGUCAGAGGUCCAGUGCUCUUCUCUUUAGGAGUCAAUCAGUGCCAUCUUCUUGUAAUACUCCAGAUACAGCUUCACAUGGCUUUCGUCUAAGUCAUUCUUUUGAUGAUCAGCAGGCCAUAGCAGCUGAAAUGAGGACUGGGCCACAUCAACGAAUGUUACGACGUCAACCUGCUAUUGAGGUGCCGGUUGGAGUGGACCUUAGUAUUGAGGAUGCAGGUCCUUCUUCUAAUUUGAAAGAAAUAGAAUUAGGAAAGAAGCCAGACAGGGAAUUACACCUUCAUGAGUGUGACAUUUGUGGGAAUCACUUGAACAAGCAGGACUCUUACACAUCACACAGACUAGUGUGUAUGAGUAAAUUUCCACAUUGUCCACAAAGUGAGGAAGACAGUUUUUUUACUGAGAAUCAGCCACAAACUAUUAGCUACAAAUUCAAAGAAAUGGCUAUGGCUGUGCGCAAGAGAAAAAAAAAAGAAGAAAGUCUUGAGGAAGACCCUCCCAGUCCAGGUCCAACAGCAGUAUCUUUCAGCACCCAGCCUCCAUCCAUGCUAGUCAGUAUUGAUAAUCAGGGCCCACCUUGUGACCUUUCACAAAGUGAGAUAGAAAGGAGGUGUCCCUGGAAAGAGAUUUCUGUUAUCCAGCAUACCAGAUCCUUUGAAAAACAGGAAAGCAUCUCUAUGGCAAGUCAAGAAGCACAGCCAGAACAAGAGCAAUCCCAGGAGCCAAAACCAGCCUCCAUAUCCCGGUUAAUCCGUCAACCCAACAUUCAAGUGCCAGAAAUUCUGGUUACAGAGGAGCCAGAUACCAAAAUGGUCUCCCAUCCAGCAAACACAUACACCUCUAAAGAGUCAGAAAAGGUGGAGGAAUUCCAGUGGCCUCAGAGAAGCCUAAGUCUGGCUCAGCUCCCUGCAGAGAAGCUACCGCCAAAGAAGAAGCGUCUCCGUUUGGCUGAGGCAGCCCAAUCCUCAGGAGAAUCUAGCUUUGAGUCAGUAUCCCUGCCACACAGCCCAAGCCAAGAGAGCAAUGUUUCCCAUGCCUCCAGUCGAUCUGCAUCCUUUGAGGAAUCAGGAAGGCCAGACUCUGAAAUGCAAAGUGGUCCCUGGAGCUCCCAAGUGUCCCACAUGCUGACUGUUCCAUCAAGUCUCCAUCAACCCCAUCAUUCUCACAGAGAGAUGCGCCGCUCAACCUCUGAACAGGUAUCUGCAAGUCCUCCACACCCUUCACAAGUAGAGGAAACAAGAAGUAAGUCAUUUGACUAUGGGUCCCUCUCUCAAGGGCACACUUCUGCUACUUGGAAGGAGAAGAGAAAAUGUCUCUUGGUGAAGCACGGAACCCUUGGUGAAACUGAACAGGAGGAGUCAUGUAAACCUGUCAUCUCAGCCGUUUGCCAGUCCUACACAGGUCAUGCUCCAUUUACAAUCACAGACCAUAGAAUGGGAGGCAGGACCUCUAGGCAUAUAGAAAAGACCUUGCAGCUUUUCCAGUCCUCUCUUUCCCUCCCACCAGAAGUUUUCCCCCUUCAACAAGCAAACCCUGAUUUUUGUCCCCCCAGUCAUUUCAAUAGAUUCCUUCCAGUAACUACAGCAGUUGUUUCUACUCAGAUGUUUCAGCAAGACUUCCUUCACAGUGAGCCACCUCUGUCACAUCCGAGACCCAUAGAAUAUGUAGAACGCCUUGGAUUACCAAUUCAGCCACUCACCACUUUAUUCCCUCUACAAUCAAAUCACAAUGCUCAGGCUGUUUGUUUGCCAGGUGGAUUGACUAUUCAGGUCCCCUCGGGGCCGCUCUUCAGUGAGUCUAGGUCAUCACCUUCCUCCUUGUGUACACCCAGUCAUUCACAACAGCAGUUAGUUGUCCGCCACAACCCCUAUCCAGUGAUUGCUCCUUGUCUUCAACAGCUUAUGCCAGAGAUGUCUCUUGUGGUGCCUGUGCGCUUACAGACCCACAUUCCUACCUAUGCUAGUGCCAUGUAUACAACCAUCUCACAAAUUUUAGCCACAGCGCAACAUCCAGUCUGCUGCACAGCUAUGGUAAUCAUGGGUAAGCUGGAGGAAGACAAGCUUCAGAGAUCUUACCUUAGGCUUCCUUCACCUAACCCCAAGAGCUAUAUUCCCUUGCCGCUGCCUAUCGAGCAUGGAGCAGGUGCUUCAUCUGAUGACAGCUGUGGGCAGCUCAGUGCUGGAGGAAGCAAACGAAUGCUGUCCCCUGCAGGUAGUCUAGAACUCAGUUUAGAGGCACAGCGUCACCAAAAACGGGUGAAAGAGGAGGAGGAGAAAGAAGAGGUUGACAAGGAAGAUGAUGAUAACAAAUGUAACAGUAAAUCUCAGGGGGUGAGUCAGGGAAAAAUUAAAGAGAGGCUAACAGUGGAGAUUGUAAGGAGGGCCAAAGAUCCAAGAGAAGUUAUUGAAGCUGAAAAGUUAAGCAAGCAGGACAUAACCAAACACAAAUCAGAAACCUUGAAUGAGAAGGGAAGGAAAGAGGCAGGACAUCAGUAUUCUCCAAGAGUAACAAGUCCAGAGAAAUCUGUGGAACCCUCAUUCCCCAGUUUGCAUACCACUACAUCUGUCAGCUGGUGCUACCUGAAUUACACAAAGCCCAACCCCUCUACACAUAGAGAUUCAGCUUCCGUCUAUUCCUCAUGGAGUGUUAGCAUGCAUAACCCCAAUAUACCUGGCUUGUCCACCAAAAUAUUACUGUCCCUGCUGCGCUCCAAACAGAAACAUUGUGCUGAGACAUACACUAUGGCUACAACUCCACCUCCAACCACUGACAAGCUGGUUCCAACUGACAACAAGGCGACCAGUGCGUCAGAGGUACAUGCCUCCCCGCCCAGCACACCCAUCAAAGUAAAAGAGGAACCACCAUAUGAAAGAGGUGAAAAAGAGAAGAGUGCUGAUGACGUGCCCACUACCUCGACGCAAAGUGAGGCAGCACGUAUUUGCAUUUUUGAAGGCGGGUAUAGGUCAAAUGAGGACUAUGUGUAUGUUCGGGGUAGGGGAAGAGGAAAAUAUGUUUGUGGGGAAUGUGGGAUUCGCUGCAAGAAGCCCAGCAUGCUAAAAAAGCACAUUCGCACUCAUACAGAUGUUCGCCCUUACGUCUGUAAGCACUGCAACUUCGCCUUUAAAACCAAAGGGAACCUUACCAAACACAUGAAGUCCAAGGCCCACGGUAAGAAAUGCCUGGAGAUGGGAGUGUCAGAGUCAUCUGUGGAUGAGCUGGAAACUGAGGAAGCAGGGGACAGUGAGGAGCGAGUGUGUGGGUCAGAAGAACAGGAGGGUCACCAGUUCUCUGAUGCUGAAGAUUCUGAAACAGAAGAUGAUGAGGAUGAGGAAGAGGACUUCUCAUCCCAUGAUGAAUCGUUCUCCCGCAAGGGCUGGGAGGUUUCCCCAAGGACCUUCUCCCCUAGCAGUGAAGGCUCUCCCCUUAGAAGCCUGUCUCCUAGGCUUGAAUUGUCCUCACCUAGCCGUCAUCUCUCUCCUUCCCCAGAGAGGGGCCCAUCACCCAUCAGAGCCCUCUCCCCUCUCAGGCCUCUCUCACCUCUGAGGCCUGUAUCCCCGGCGCGGUACAGGAGUCCCAGAGCUCUCUCCUCUCAUAUGCCCCUAAAGCCCCAGCAUCGGCCACACAGCUCACCCGCAGGGCUCCACUGGGAACCUAGCCCACCAGCUACUGAAGGUCCAAAGGACAAGCCUGCCACUCCAACUCUACAGGAGCGUAUACCCCGGGAUCCCUGCCUGCUUUCCCCAUCCCUACGCUUCUCUCCAAGUGAGUCUUUCCCUCCCGCUCCUGUGACGCCAUGGACCGCAGACCGCAUGUUUAGCCACCUUCCUUUACACUCCCAAGAUCAAGCCCGCAUGCCAUAUCACAUGAUUCCCAUUGGGGGCAUCCAAAUGGUGCAGCUCAGACCCCGAUCACGCCCCAAACUGGAACGACAGUCAUCCUCCACCCCUUCGCCCACCUCUCCCAAAGAGGACUCCCCUUUUUCCCUCACCAGGAGGGAUUAUCCGUGGAUCUCGCUUCCGGAAACCAGUCCACAAAGAACUCUGGCAGACAAAAGGACAAAAAGCCAAGAUGAGGGAGCCAACCGGUCUGAUCGGUCUUGUCCCAGUACAAGUUUAAUGUUAUCCAAACUCCCCCCUUUACAACAAAGUGUAGGGGAGCAAAAGACUGCAAAGGUCAGAAAGCAAUAUGGCGACUCGAGCUCUGCCACAAAGACUCGCACCUUCAGUCCCGAAACCUUUAGGAAAGCAGUGACAGACAGCGAUGCAGGAGCUGAGAGAAUCUCACAGGAAGGAGCGAGUUCUUCAGGUGAAACAGACAGCUGCGUGAGACUGAAAAGCCUGUAGCGCCGGCACUCAGGGGACGUGGCUCUUUUUCAGAAGGAUGUUCAGGAUCUGACAGUGCACCUCAGAGCCAGGAAGGUGAUCCAGAUAGCACUUAAAAGCCUCUGUGCACAAUUGUGAACUGCUUUCUACUGCUUAUACUACUAUUGUUUUGUUUUGUAAUGCGCUAAUUUUUUAUAUCCAAAAUUUUCAAUACUAUUCGUAAUUUGGUAAUUGUUUGUUCUGCAAUAUUCAAGAUUGUAAUAUGAUGCACUUUUUUUUUUUUUUCUUGGAAAAAAUAUUUCCUUAAAUUGAUUACGUCUGUCCCUCCUAUCUUUAUUGACAUUGCAAUCCUAAUAUAUCUAUUUGAAUAUGUACAUGUACUUGUAAGACAUUAAGAAUGGGUAUGAAUACAUUUCUAAGCGACCAAGAUAAACUUAAAUCGAGAGUAAUUCCAAUAUUUCGUCUCUUGUCCAGUAUUGCACAAAUUCUAGUGAUGUGUGCCUUUUUCUGUCCAGAUUUACUCCUUGAAGUGUCAAAGAAGAAAAGCUGUGAAUUCUUUUCAUGAAUAUAGAUUAUUUUUUUCUUUACACAUUAGGUUAAAUGAGACAGGCAUUGCUGUUGAAUAAACAAGAAACAGGUUUCGGCAGAGAGCCUUGCAGGGAAAUUGCACUGAAGUCAUUUUUUUUUAUAUAAUACAAGUGAUUCAAUGAUUAGAUCAAUUGUCUCUGUACAUAUAAAAAGUCUAUGGUCCUUAUUUAUUGCCAUUUGAAAAUAAGAAAAUGCCUAUGUUUUGUUUACUUUGCUUUUCAAAGGGAUUUCUAUUGUCAUUUUUAUUAUUCUUUACACUUUUUGUUAAUAGUUUUUUUUUUUUUUUGUUAUGACCUCAAGACUUGAAAUGAAGAAACUGGACAGGCUUUCAGUGAAGUUGGUCAAUAGGCGAGGUUCUGGAUGGAUCAAAUGCUCUCCAAAUUUGUCACAGACAUUUUGCAUUUCUGAACCAAUAAAGGUGCAUCAGGAAUUACUAAA